Cladocopium goreaui is the source of this 1502-nucleotide messenger RNA. The record is from the annotation of a GenBank genome assembly. Lineage: Eukaryota; Dinophyceae; Suessiales; Symbiodiniaceae.
AGCCCGUGUGGCUCAAAGGGCUUUGCCAAUCCAACAGCUCAACCACUGACAUGGAGACGCGACAGCUGUCAUUCAUCACACCAGUGCGUUUGAGAGCCAAAGUGGUUCAUGGCUAUGGACGAGGAUCAAAACAGCUGGGAUUUCCCACUGCAAACCUUGAAAUCCGCUGGGAUGCCGAUGCAUCCCAGCUCUCUGAGGAGGAACUCAGUGUCCGAGACUUUGCAAUGUCACAUCGAACAGGAAUCUACUGCGCUUUCGGCAGUGUUGAAGGACCACUGGGAGGACAGCAGGUGCACAAAGUGGCAAUGAGCAUGGGAUGGAAUCCAACCUUUGAUGAUGUGAAGGCAAAGACCAUUGAACCAUGGAUUCUUCACCACUUUGAUGAGGACUUCUAUGGUUCCCAUUUACGAUUGCUGGUUUUGGCAUACGUUCGACCAGAAGUGAAGUUCGAGUCGACUGAGCAACUGAAGAAAGAGAUCGCUGCAGAUGGAGAGUUCUGUCAAGCCUCACUGAGUAUCCCUGAAUUUGCGGCCUUCCAGAAAGACCCUUUUCUGACACCUUGGGAAGUGCAGAAGCCUCCAGCUAUCUUUGCAUCCCAAAUUGUCACCAGCGCUCCUUUGAAAGAGACCUUGCAGUCCCUGCCUCCGCUUCAACCUGGCUUUGCGCGUUUGUUCUUGACUCGUCAUGGUGAAACGGAUGCAAAUGAGCAAGGUUUUCUGUGUGGCGGGGACCACGAGUCUCAACUCAACGCUCAAGGAGAAAAACAGGCAGAGGAACUGGCUCAGGAGUUGCUCCGUUCGGUCGACGGCUUCGCUGUCGUCGGCUCCUCGGAGCAGCGCCGGGCCAUGGGCUCGGCGGAGCUGGUGGCGCAGCGCUUUCCGGCGGCACGGCGCGUCAGGGUGAAGGAACUGCACGAAAUGAAAUAUGGCGACUUGGAAGGUGCGCGCAUUGCAGAUGUUCGUUCUGAUAUGAUUUCUCUUUCUCAAUCUUGGCGCCAGGGAAGUCUCCAGGAGCGAGUUGGAGGAGAGCGUGGUGAGAGUCCAGAGGACGUGAUCAAGCGUGUCCUGGCUUCCGUACGGCAAGUAUUGCAAGGAGAAAUCGGACAGAGCGUAUUGCUGGUGUGCCAUUCCUGGGUCAACAAAACCUUGAUCGCAUCCGUCACGCCUGGACUCGGCUUGCACAAGCUCUUGGAUGUGCCCCAAAGGAAUUGCGCUGUAAAUGUCUUGGAUUACUCAUGUGGAGAGGAUGGAGAAGGUGAGUUCAGGGUUCUAGCCGUUGACUUGGUGGCGGGAUCCAGAGCACGUAUUUGAGGCUGUACAUCUUGAAAACAUCCUGAAAUCAUCCUGGGAAAAUGAUUGAACCCAAAGGUGGGGUCUGCUUUCCAACACAGAAUCAUCGGCCACAAGAAGUUCAAAAGUUCACCAGCACGAUAGGAAGUACGACGCCAAGCGAAACUGGAAACCAGGCAAAUUGUCUCCAGAGCUGUCACCUGCCACAGAAAA